AUGGAUCGUAUAGCCCACGUGGGGCGAGUCAGCAAGGCCGCGAGUCAGCACGCCCACUGCUUCACCAUCGUACCCGACGAAGAGCAGCCGCCGCUCAUCCUGGCCUGCGACGACAACAUGCGGAUGCUGGAGUGGAUUUCGGCCGUCAAGUUGCUGAGUUCGAAGCUGGUCAAACCGCCGGAGCCGGUCCCGCGCAGGGAGCCGCCCUCGGGGGAGGAUCGCACCGAGCGCCAGUCUUCUGCUGACUCCCAGCAGCAGCAGAGCUCACCACUGUCGUCUGAAGGUCCCUCCGUCAUGAUCCGGCCCAAACCGGACGGAGCCAGUGCCAGCCGAAGCCCAGGCAAGAGGCGGAGCUACAAGGUGUACGUCAUGCCAACUGAGCUGGCCUCGACCAUCAAGCUGACCGGGGUCUUUCGUAUCAGAGUCACUCGCAGAAGUGUGGAAGUAUACAGUCUGUAUGGAGGAGCACCAAAGCUCAACCUCCCACUGAGCUGCAUCAAGGGUUAUAAAGUAUAUCCAUCUGCUGUGGAAGUGGACAAGAUCUUGGUUCUUGAGACAGCAAGGCAUUCGCCUGCCGGGCAGGGGAUCUUCCAGUUUCGCACGGCUCACUGCGACAACAUUUGUGAUGCGAUUCGGAGUCACACCACAGAGGGGGAGGAGGGUCUGGUUCCUCUUGAUGUCCCAGAGCAGGAUGAUGGAGAUGAAGAUGAUGCCCCGCGCUCGCCAACAAUCACCCUUCGAAACAUCGACGGCCUCAGCUCCUGCAGCCAACUGGACAGCUCAGAAAACGUGGCAAGCACGGACUACGCCGGCAAAUGUUCCGAGGACAUUGCGCGCCGUAGUUUCUUUGCAGACGGGGACGACAGAGCCUCCGAGAACGACACAACUGCGAGCGAUCAAAGCUCCAGUGACGAGAAUGACACACCGGAGGAGGAGGCUGGAUAUUUGACUUUGCUUGACACAACUCCACUGGACGACUCGGCGACGCCCGGUAACCAGAGAAUCGUACCGACCAUCAGCGUGAAUGCGGCUGGUGCAGAGGGGAGCAAAGCAUCCUCUCCUGUUGACACAGACUCGGAAACACAAUCAGGAGAAGAGGCCAGCAAUAGUCCGAUCGGUCCAAGAAAAGAAGAUGAAAGCUCCUUACCAGAUCCAAAGGCAACUGAGGGCAAUGAUCAAAGUCACAGCCAAGAAGGUGCCCUUGACACUGAAGGAGACAUACAAGAUACAACAAAGCUGUUACAGAGUGCAGGUUCUGUUGUUCCUUCGGACGACUGCGAAAGCCCAAAAGAUAACACAAAAGAAGAAGGCAAUGCAAGAUCUGGUGGGGAUGGAGAACAAAAAGAAAAUGAUGGAGCUAAGUCCACAUCAGAAAGCAUGGCUGAUGGUACUAGCCAGAGUGUUGCUCCACAAGACUGUCCUAAUGUCAGCGUACACAUGUCCGUCACUGACAGCGUGGCUGAACCUUCAACAUCACCUUUAGGCUCCCAGGAAAGGGUAGGGCAAGAAGUAGGGGACUGUGAUCCAGAGAAGGAUCAGAAGAGCCUUCUAUGUCUUCCCGAUGCGACCGAGGAAUCAUCAUCUGAUGAGCUGGCAGAAGAGUUGACAGACACCGAUGACAUCACCUCUCACGGCGCGAGCCCAGUCAGUGUAGGAAGUGACGAAAAGUUGCUUCAGGAAGAUAAUAAGGGCAGUGCAGAUCUUACUCAAACACAGAGCACAAGUAUCAAACUUCAGUUGGUAUCACCUACAGACCUGAAGACCUCUGAUGCAGAAAUAGAGCUGAAAGAAGAACCAGGAGAGGACAUACCCACCCCAAAAGUCACCGCUACAGCUAAACCACCUGUUAAAUUGGGCCUCACCACAUCUUUGGGGGUGGAAAAAUGUUCAGAAGAUGAAGCCCCGAUUUGUCGAGUUACUUCUUUACCUGCAAUGAUGCCAGAAGAACAGCUAUCACUGAGAUCAGUAGGCAGCUAA
Molecule: messenger RNA, 1977 nt
Organism: Branchiostoma belcheri (Belcher's lancelet)
Lineage: Eukaryota; Metazoa; Chordata; Leptocardii; Amphioxiformes; Branchiostomatidae
Product: protein starmaker-like
Exons: 9
Coding region: 1-1977 (658 amino acids)
Source: RefSeq, a predicted model, not a curated record